AUGGCUACAAGGAAUCAAAGGGCGUGUUUGCUGUGCGGAAUAGUGCAGGCAUCUAGCGUGUUCAGGAACGAGGGAUGUCCCAACUGCGAGUCGGUUCUGAGGAUAUCCACGUCUGAGGAUGGAGUCAGAGACUGCACAUCACCUUCAUUUGAGGGUCUGGUUGCGGUGGGAAAUCCGGGCGAAUCGUGGGUAGCAAAAUGGUUGCGUAUAGAAACGUUUACCCCAGGGUUGUACGCUGUUAAGGUCAAUGGCAAGCUUCCUAGUGACAUCGUUUCGGAUCUGUAUACUCAGAACAUUGUGUAUAGACCGAGAGAUGGCAGCGUGGCAGAUUAA
Messenger RNA from Kuraishia capsulata CBS 1993, 333 nucleotides. RefSeq lists its product as uncharacterized. Gene Ontology annotation, cellular component: DSIF complex; nucleus. Gene Ontology annotation, molecular function: zinc ion binding; RNA polymerase II complex binding. The record is from RefSeq and is a predicted model, not a curated record. NCBI's taxonomy places the organism in Eukaryota, Fungi, Ascomycota, Pichiomycetes, Pichiales, Pichiaceae. The transcript has 2 exons. The coding region runs from base 1 to 333 and encodes 110 amino acids. Gene Ontology annotation, biological process: mRNA processing; positive regulation of DNA-templated transcription, elongation; chromatin organization.